AUGGACGAAGUGGCUUUAAUAUCGUUUGUACAACAAUAUGAGGAGUUGUAUAAUUUGCGACAUCCCCACUAUAUGAACCAGCAAAGACGGGACAACAUAUGGGAAGAAAUUGGGGAACAAAUGAAUGAUACUGGGUCAGUAUGUAGAGAAAGAUGGACUAGAAUACGAGAAAACUAUAGAAAGGUGUUGAGUUUAGGAAAGACCAAAAGUGGUCAAGCCGCUAACAAAAUAAAACCGCCUAAAUAUAACAAAGAGCUAAGCUUCCUCUUUCCCUAUAUAAACGAUGAAGAACAUAGAGUUUCAAAUAUAUCAGUACCAGCACGAGAAACGCCCUCUUCAUUUGUUUCUCCACAUUCAGAAUCUGGAGAUGAUUCCCGACAUUCAGAAUCGCCGUUACCGAGAUACACUCCGAUUCGCCCCAGUAGUCGUACGUCAUCGCACAGAUCCACAUGCAAUCCUACCACUAGUGUAGCAACAGUACUAAAAGACUAUUUGGCUGAACAAAAACACCAGUCACAUACUUCUGCGCAAAGUAAUAUUAAUGUUAACCAAGAUCCUUUAAUAGAUUUUUUUAUGAGUAUGGCUAGAACUGUACAACGACUUGAUGAAAAGAAACAACUGUACAUCAAAGUGUCUCAUUUCACAAAUGCUAAAACUGAACGACCACGUAUUGCACCGACCACAUCGACUGUCACAUCUGGAGUGUCUCAUCAUACAUAUACAGAGACUGUACAUUCAAGUAUUACACCAACAACUUCGACUAUGACAAAUGAAGAGUCUCGUAUUACGAACGAAAAGUCUCGUAUUAUGAACGAAGAGAUUCUGCAUUCAAAUAUUACUCUGACGAUUCCGCGUCAAGUAAUGAGACUAAUACUUCCUACACAUCAGAUAACGAUAUUAAACGACCAGGUUCUCAAUGCAUCUUAUGAUAAUGAUAGCUGUGAGGUGGAUGAAGAACUAAAGAAAUACGUAGUAUUUAAAUAA
This is a messenger RNA of Parnassius apollo (apollo), 984 nucleotides long. NCBI's taxonomy places the organism in Eukaryota, Metazoa, Arthropoda, Insecta, Lepidoptera, Papilionidae. The record is from the annotation of a GenBank genome assembly.